AUGGAGAAACCAACUGGAGGAGAAGUUUUUCUUGACUUGCUGCUCACAAACAGGGAGAGCUUUGUUGAGAAUGUGAAGCUGAAGCUGUUAGAUGCUAGCAUGCAGCAUCCACCAGCAGUUGCAGCUGACAUCCUCUGUCUCUACGAUGUCAGUACUUGUCCAUACACUGAGAUUGUGCACUCUGCAUCCACUGAAUUGGCUGGAAUGCUAGAUUCUUAUUACUUUAAGUGUGGCUUUGUAGAGUCACAUCUUAAGAAGGAGUGGACUUUUAUCCUUCCUAAGGAACAUAAAAUUCAAGUUUGUUUCAAGUGCUUAGCGCCUCUCAAAAUUGGUAGUAGUGCCUGGUUUAGCCAGAUUUACAGAGACCUCAGAAAACAGAUAAAAAAUUCAAGCAAUUCAGAUGUAGCUGAUGGUGGACCCAUUUUUACAGAAAAGUUGAAAAGCUGGACAGAGGUAAAUGAAAGAAGAAUCUUAUUUAGCCACAUUAUUUCCUUGUAUCUGAAAAUGUUUGAGAACAUCGACACGAGUAAAACCCACGUCAGAAAUGUACACGAGUAUCUGCUUGCCAAGAAAAGCAAUCUUGCUAACGAUUACAAAAAGAUAAAUGACAUAAUGGAGUUGGCAAAACUUCCGAUGAGUGAUUUGAAAAUCCAGCGCAAGGCUAUUAAUGAACUUUUCCCCCUCUUACAAAAACUGGACUCCCCAACUGCUCGUUCAGAAAGAAGAAGGAGGCAAAAUUCAAGGGGAUGUAAAUGUUAAUGACUAAGUUUUGUCUAUUAUUAUUAUUAUUAUUAUUAUUUAGAUGUUAUAUAAAUCUAUUUAUUAAUAUUUAACUAUUGCUAUCAACCAUUAUUUAUACUGAAAUCCAAGAAACACCGACAUAUUUAUGAUUUUUACUACUAUGUAAGAAAUGAUUGGGUGCUAUACACUUGCUCUGCAUGAUCUAAUUAGAGAUUAGAUUAAUCAAGUCUGUUGUGCGUUCGAAUUAGAAUGCUCUAGCAUUGCCGUAGCAUCACAUCUAUAAGCCCCUGUGGGUUUAAAAAUGGCUGCUGGGGUGCUUUAACUAAUGCUUAUUGAAUAAGUUUUAGUUAAAGCAUCCUGUGGCCAUUUGUAAACAUGAGGGGGGAUUAAUACAUGUGAUACUGCAACAUUUUAAUGAGAGAAGCUCUCCAGGAACUGCUCUAAUUAAAUUGCCCUCUGUCCACUCCCAAGCACAUGUAUGGGCACCCAAUAUUAGGUAUUAGAUUUAUGAUUAUCUUUUGUAAGUUUAUUCACUGGAUAAUACAGAGCUAUGCAAUAUUUACCUGAUAUUCCCUGUGAACUGCAUGUAAACAUACUCUGUGGGCCACUACUUUCUAAAUAGCUGCUCGGUGCUGUUUUGGCAGCUAUAUUUAAGAUUUUGGCCAAUCAUGUAUUUAUUUGGUAUAGACAAAGGAGCCCAAUUCAGAAAAGCACUUCUGUUCAAGAAUGUACUUUGUAAUCCGCUUAGUUUUAACUACAUACUAAAGUUAAUGUGGUUUAUGAACAUGCUUAGUGUUAAGCAUACAGUGAACUGCUUUUCUGAACUGGGGCCUUGAGGACUGACUAGUGCUAUUUAUUACAUUUGGAAGUCAUUAAGGAUAAGGCUAGUUCACAGCCACCCCUGGAGACAACUCUGUCUCAGUGGGUAUAGCAGUAUGUUAUCUCAGGUGAAUAUGCAAAACAUUGCACUGAUAUAUUAUUUAAGACUCUGAUGGAAGUUGAAAAUCGUUAUUUUGUUAACUUGUUAAUUUAAGAACAGAAACAAUUGAAUAAAAUAUAUUUUUACAUUUAUUCAUUGUGUGCAGUACAUCUUGGUAAAAAUACCAUUUCUACAGUUAUACCAUUGUACUGAUACCAGGGAUGAUUAUAUUUUAUUUCACUAAGUGUGUUACAGAUUUGGUACAAAUACUGAUAACGUCUUUGAAGGAGUGUCAUCAAUAAAACCUUUGGGUCGGUUUUU
Molecule: messenger RNA, 1981 nt
Organism: Alligator mississippiensis (American alligator)
Lineage: Eukaryota; Metazoa; Chordata; Crocodylia; Alligatoridae
Product: interferon gamma-like
Exons: 7
Coding region: 1-759 (252 amino acids)
Biological process (GO): immune response
Cellular component (GO): extracellular region
Molecular function (GO): type II interferon receptor binding
Source: RefSeq, a predicted model, not a curated record